This is a messenger RNA of Planococcus citri (citrus mealybug), 2063 nucleotides long. It is a transcript of the gene CCT5, whose product is annotated as chaperonin containing TCP1 subunit 5. Bases 148 to 1779 code for a protein of 543 amino acids. Gene Ontology annotation, molecular function: ATP binding; ATP hydrolysis activity; ATP-dependent protein folding chaperone. Gene Ontology annotation, biological process: protein folding. Gene Ontology annotation, cellular component: chaperonin-containing T-complex. NCBI's taxonomy places the organism in Eukaryota, Metazoa, Arthropoda, Insecta, Hemiptera, Pseudococcidae. The record is from RefSeq and is a predicted model, not a curated record. The transcript is spliced from 10 exons.
UUCCCUUUUCGAACCAUUCCUCUUCACAUGUGUCCGUAUGUGUUUCAAAGUUUUAAAUUUUUAUUAAAGUUUGUAAUUAAUUGAACCGAGCUUAGUGUUAUUGUUAGAAUAUCUAAAGAAUUUUCAAUUCAUCUAUUCACUUGAAGAAUGGCGUUCUUGCCAGGUUCCUUGGCCUUCGAUGAAUAUGGCCGGCCUUUCAUUAUAAUCAGGAAUCAAGACUCAGAAAAACGUCUCACAGGGACAGAUGCGAUUAAAACGCAUAUCCUGGCAGCUAAAUCUGUGUCUCAAAUUCUGAAGUCAUCGCUAGGACCAAAAGGAUUAGAUAAAUUGAUGGUAUCUCCCGAUGGAGACGUCACAGUAACCAACGACGGUGCUACUAUUCUUAAAAUGAUGGAUGUGGAUCACGAAAUAGCUAAAUUAAUGGUCCAAUUAUCACAAUCUCAAGACGAUGAAAUCGGUGAUGGUACCACCGGCGUAGUUGUAUUGGCCGGAGCUUUACUCGAACAAGCUGAAGUAUUACUCGAUAAAGGUAUUCAUCCGAUUAGAAUCGCAGAUGGUUUCGAAUUAGCUGCGCAGUUCUGUACCAAAUACUUGGAAUCGAUCAGCGAUUCAUUCCCAGUUGAUCCUAAGAACCUCGAACCGUUGAUUCAAACCGCUAUGACUACUUUAGGAUCUAAAAUAGUUAACAAAUGUCAUCGACAGAUGGCUGAAAUCGCUGUAAAUGCUGUAAUGUCAGUAGCUGAUUUCGAACAAAAAGAUGUCAACUUCGAGUUGAUCAAAGUUGAAGGUAAAGUGGGUGGUCGUAUCGAAGACUCGAUUUUAGUAAAAGGUGUCGUAGUUGAUAAAGAUUUCUCGCAUCCUCAAAUGCCCAAGGUAUUGAGAGACGUGAAAUUGGCUAUUUUAACUUGUCCCUUCGAACCACCCAAGCCGAAAACUAAACAUAGGCUAGAUGUUACCUCUGCUGAAGAUUACCAAGCUUUGAGAAAAUACGAACAGGAUAAAUUCAGCGAAAUGGUGCAAAUGGUCAAAGAUGCCGGCGCUACGUUGGCUAUUUGUCAAUGGGGUUUCGACGAUGAAGCUAAUCACUUAUUAUUGCAACGAGAAUUACCCGCAGUUCGUUGGGUCGGCGGACCUGAAAUCGAGUUGAUAGCUAUCGCCACUGGUGGCAGAAUUGUCCCGAGAUUCGAAGAAUUGACUCCAGAAAAGUUAGGCUUUGCCGGUUUAGUUCGUGAAAUUAGCUUCGGUACCACAAAAGAUAAAAUGUUGGUCAUUGAAGAAUGCAAGAAUUCUAAAGCUGUCACUAUCUUCUUACGUGGUGGAAAUCGAAUGAUCGUAGAAGAAGCCAAACGUAGCAUACACGAUGCUUUAUGCGUUGUUCGUAACUUGGUUAAGGAUAAUCGCAUCGUUUAUGGCGGUGGCUCGUGUGAGCUUUCGUGUUCAAUUGCUACUAAUCAAGAAGCUGAUAAGAUAUCGUCCCUGGAACAAUACGCAUUCCGUGCAUUUGCCGAUGCAUUAGAAAGUAUACCGUUAGCUUUGGCUGAAAACAGCGGUUUAUCUCCUAUUCAUACUUUAACAGAAGUUAAAAGUAGGCAGAUCGCCUCUAAAAAUCCAAGAUUAGGAAUCGAUUGCAUGCAAAAUGGCACCAAUGAUAUGAAAGAAUUGAACAUCAUCGAAACGUUACACAGUAAAAAACAACAAUUUAUGUUAGCUACUCAGUUGGUGAAAAUGAUUCUGAAAAUCGACGAUAUCCGAUCUCCCGGUGGUGGACCUGAAGAGUAAUAAAAUUGUAUUAGUAUUUCUGAUUUGAUUGUCGUGUAACAAUCCAUCGAAUGUAUUCAGUUACAUUGAUUAAUCGUACGAAAUUGCGAGUGUGUUCGUCUGUGUGCGAAUUCACAUUAACAAAAUGUCAACCCAUCAAUCUGCCUUUCAUUUUUUACUUGAUGUUUUAAUUGAGCUAAUUAACACAAUAGUAGAUUUUACAGUUUUAUUUUUGAAAUUGAAUUUUAUUUAUAAUUACACGUUUUUAUAAUUUAUUUUACUACAAAUAUACAACUUAACUCAUU